Molecule: messenger RNA, 3174 nt
Organism: Closterium sp. NIES-65
Lineage: Eukaryota; Viridiplantae; Streptophyta; Zygnematophyceae; Desmidiales; Closteriaceae
Source: the annotation of a GenBank genome assembly
AUGGGCGCACUCGCGGACCGAAAGGACGGGAGCCAGCUUGGGCGGAUGGCGCGUCUUAUGCCCUGCGGCGGAACGGGUGUCCCCGGAAACACCAUUGCCAAAUCAGGCGCGAGACGCGAGGCGCCCGAGAACACCAUACCGUCAUUCGAGCUCGCGCUCGAGCGCGGCGCCAAUUGCGUGGAGAUGGACGUGCACAUGACGCGGGACGGGCAGCUCGCUGUGGUGCACGGCACAACGUUCCGCACCAAGCUCGCGUCCACCUUGCCGCCGUUCCCAAGCGUGCAGCCCACACAGCAGGAGGGGCAGCAGGGGCGCCUGCAGGGAGGGCGGGAGGAAGGGGAGGGGGGAGAGAGCAAGGAGGAAGCACCGCGAGUGGAGGAUUUGCCAUGGGAGGUGGUGCAGCAGGCAGACGCUGGAGGGUGGUUCGAACACAAGUUCACACACACCCCUUUACCCUCCCUCACCCACGUGGUGCAGCAUUUUUGGCAUGCUGAUGUUACUCUAGCUCUGGACCUUAAAAUUGACCUGUGCGGGGAGAACAGGCAGAAAGAGCAGGCUCGAAACGGUGCAGGGGCGGAUUGUGUGAGUGAGGAGGAAUGGGCUGAUCGGUAUGCAGAGACCUUGGUCACAUGGCUGGAUGCUGUCCGGCCCUCUAACGCCUCUCUUUCUUCCCCGGAAGCGCCUCAUCCGCGUCUGCGUGUGCUGCUAACCUCGUUUCACUUCCGGCUCAUCGACUCCCUCUUCCUCUUUCUAGAUCGGCCGUCAUCCCGUGCACCUGGGCCUCUUCGACAAGGAAUUGCAGGCCUGGCAUAUAUAUACGGCCCUAAUGACACCUCCAUCGCAUUGGUCAAUCACAUUGACCCCCGGAUGUGGCUGGCACCACAUUUUACCCACAUUCCCUCUCUGCGCGAACCAUACAAAACGACAUCCAAGUCACAUUCUGAACGAGAUGACAUGAGUGCUUCAAAUUCUCCAUUGCACGACCGGUCUGUGCUUUCAUGGGUGAUUGAUGAGGAGGGUUUGAUGGCGUCUCAGUACCACAUAGGGGUUCGUGCAAUUACUACUAAUGACCCUGCUCUUUGCUCCAGGGCUUUUUCCACCAUGUUUCGCCACCACGGGCAGCUCCUCGCCGCUUCGCGAAGAGAGGCUCUUUUCGCGCUCCUUCCGCUCUUCGCGCUUCUACUAGUCGCUUCUUGCCCGCAUCUCGCGGCAGCGCAAAAGCCGUACUCGACUCUUGGCGUACCCGUCGUUAUCGUAGCUGGUGGGGUGUACGACCCGCUAACGGACAAAGUCUUCAAUCAGGCAUGGCAGGUCAACGCGCUCACGACGCGUCAAGUCGGCGACUCCGCCAACCCCGACGCGAACAACGACGCGGCGCUUUCUGGUUGCGCCGUCGCGGUUGACGGCAGCGCGUACAUCGCCUCAGGCGGGAAAUACCUCAACGUACUUCAAUACACGUCCACCGCACCCGUCGCAGGCACGCCGUAUCCGACGCCGCUGAAUGCGACGUCCAUCUCCAUCGGCGGCCCGUCGCAGCGCAUGCUUGUCGUCGCAGACGGGACCGCCGAGGCUAACGGCGCGAUCAGCAUCGAUCGGACGACCCUCUCGACGGUUCAAAUCGUCCCCGCGGGGUGGCAAUGCCUCUCCUCCGCGUUCUGCGCGGCUUCCGCGAUCUUCGCGUGCCACCGCCUGUCGGACGACGCGAAUGCGAUCAUCGAGGUGCCGUUCGAUGCGGCGACGGGUGCGUUCCAGCCCGCAAGCUCCGCCAUAAACGCCAUUCCCUACCCUGCGACGGAGGCCGUGUGCUCUCCUCAGGGCACUUUCGUCGCAGUCCUGCGACAAGACGCGAAUAUUCUGUACACGUACGCGACGCCGCUUACGAGCUCCGCGACGCCGCUCACGACCACUACGCUGACUCCUGGCAUGCCCGGGUCGCUCGCCGUCGACGCGAUGCGCGAGGAGUUUCUUGUAACGAGCGCCGCGGAUUUCCCGGGACUUUCUGGCGACGCGUACCUGGGAGCGAUGGACUUUGUACCCUUUUCAGAGGGCACCGGCGUGGAUCCGGGAUUCGAUACAAGCGGCGCGUUUGAAUACACUACUUCCGCCCCCACCGGCGGGCAGGUCGCGGUGUAUCCCAGUCCUCCAACCGCGUACAUCGCGCUUCCGGAGGGCCUUUAUGGCGUGCGACUCGUCGGCACGGGCCAGCUCGACACGGGAGCUGCGAGCUUCGCGACGCUCUCUGCGACGGUUGACGGCUGGAGCUACUUCGCCACGACUGUCUGCGCGCAGCGCCAUGUCAAAGCACCGCCGCCACCGUCACCGCCGCCUCCGCCGCCGAGCCCGCCGCCGAAACCGCCGAGCCCGCCGCCAAAGCCGCCGAGCCCGCCUCCCCGCCCGCCUCCUCCGCCAAAACCGCCCAGCCCUCCCCCGAAGCCGCCAAGCCCUCCCCCGAAACCCCCCAGCCCCCCCAAGCCGCCGAGCCCGCCGCCGAAGCCCCCCAGUCCGCCCCCCCGACCGCCUCCUCCCCCCAAACCACCCAGCCCUCCCCCCAAGCCCCCGCUCCCUCCCAGCCCUCCCCCCAAGCCGCCCAGCCCUCCCCCCAAGCCGCCCAGCCCUCCCCCCAAGCCUCCCAGCCCUCCGCCGAACCCUCCGCCGCCGCGGCCGCCGCCUCCGCCGGGCACGGUGGUGACGGUAGCGUCGAUAUCGGUGAUAUCGCUCGAGGCGGACUCGCGGUUCAACGCCGUCACGGGCACCGUCACGCACCCGCCCGCCUCCACCGCUCCGUCCGCGCGGAAGGCUCCGCCAGUGCACAGGACGUGCUCGCUGGGCGCGUUCCACAACUGCCCCGUGACGCUCGACUGCCGCGAUAACCGCGCUGCCAAGGGCUGCUCGUGCCUGCUGGGGAGCAAGAACAUCACGUGCCGAUACCCGCACAACUGUCUGGACGCCGCGUCGUGCCCCGUGCGCGCGGUGUGCAGGGAGAACGCGGCGGGCGUCAAGGUGUGCGCGUGCCCCAAGCGCUACAUGCCGCUCAAGCGCCAUGCCAGCGACCGCGCAUUCGCGUUCUGCGCCAGGUCGCGCUGCGCGGGGACGGCCGCCUUCACUGGCUUCAGCUGCACGCUGCGCGCCAUUGCUGACAAUGCUUUCGGCGCCGCUACUGGCAUAAUUGGAUAA